AUGGCAGCCGUCGUGAAUAGAGUUGUAUCGACGCUGAGCGACGCAGGCUCCCACCACCAACAACGAACACCACAGACCAGCUCCAUCGAAGUUAUUGAUGUCGACCUGCUUGAUGACGACGUCGGCCAGCGACCAACGGGUUCAAGGGCGCCUUCCCAGCGACAUUCUCAGCCCAGGGAUACUAUUUCCCUGCUCGACGACGACAGUGACGAUGAGGUACAAGUUAUCCAAGUCCGUCGCCCCACACGACCAAUCGAACGCGAAAGGCUUUUCUCGCCACCACCGCCUCAGAUGCAGAGAAUAGGUUCAAAUCCGCCUCCAGUUCCCAGAGUUCCCAGGCGAUACGCAAGCCAGACAAGUUUCGUCGGUCGCUCACGCACCGCUAGAGCCACUGCCCCUUCCGUACCACCGGUCGUUCCAGUCGAUCGCGAAUUCCCCUUCGAACGUCUCGCGCCCACUAGACCGCCUUCACCUCCUGUGGCAGGGCCCUCCAACGCUUCCCGUGAUAUUCAGGCCCCCCGCGCAGCACCACGAUCCAACCAUGUUCCCAGUCUUGGUUUAGGAGGGGGAUUGAUCGCUCACAAUAGGGCAAGACUGAUGGCAGAACGACGGAACCGCCCUUUCAAUCCACUCCGUCGAAUAUAUCCUCCCCCAUCAUACGGAGACUUCCUGGAUUUCGAUUUCGGCGACGACUGGGGUCGGCUUGCAGACCUGCCUGGUCCUGGCCAAAGACUUGAAGAUAGAUAUCGCUCUCCUCUCCGUGAGCCUGAACACUAUCUCCCCGGCUACACACAUCCUUGCAAAGCAGAGGCAGGUUUCACAUACAGCUUUGCGCCUUCAUCUCCAACCGAAUCGAGCCCCCCUGGGUUCCCAACCUCAUCCUCAUCAAAUCCCAUUGUUAUUAAAGAUGAUGACGAAGAAGAAGCGAACGCAGAAACGGCUGGAGAGAGUACUAAACCUGUUACGACCCUGGUUUGUGCGCGUUGUUUAGACCUUCUGGUCCUAAACUCUGGUCUUUUCCCUUCCCAAGCCACCGAACGCCGCAUCUGGGGCCUUCGUUGUGGACACCUAAUCGAUGGCAAAUGCUUGCAUGAAAUUGGGCAACCACCUAUGGUCCUGGAUCUGAAAGGAAAAGGCAAGGCUAAAGCCGAACCAGCAACGCUCAUUCCCUACGGCGAAGAACCCAACACCUCUUCCUCAUCACUCCUCCAAGACGAAACCAAUAUCCCCCGCGAACCUUCUCCCGAAGGGAACACGAUCCGUUCUCGACUGAGAUCCCAGACCCAGCUUUCUUCAUCGAGCUCUACCCCCGCCAACAGCCACAGAAGCCAUAACCCUACCCCAAGCCAUGAUCCAUCUACAGCUGUACCUCCUUCACCUUCUGGUUCCAGAAAGCGGAAACGAGGCGCAGCCAAGUCAGCAGCCGGCAAGAAGAACAAGGUGGAAGAAGAGUUCGAAUGGCGCUGUCCCGUGCCCAACUGCGGACAUUUGCAUGUGAGCGUCAAGAUCAAUGGGGUGUGGGGUCCAGAGAAGGAGAGACAGAUACCGAUGAAACGAGGUGCUGCUUCGAUCGCUGUGUUGAGUGAACUGGAGAAGGGCCCUAGAGGUGCAAUCCCGGUAUUCGCUUAA
Molecule: messenger RNA, 1629 nt
Organism: Coprinopsis cinerea okayama7#130
Lineage: Eukaryota; Fungi; Basidiomycota; Agaricomycetes; Agaricales; Psathyrellaceae
Exons: 2
Coding region: 1-1629 (542 amino acids)
Source: RefSeq, a predicted model, not a curated record